AUGAAUCGUUUGUUCGGUACAAAAAACACUGCUCCAAAAGCCACAUUGAAUGAUGCCAUUUCAGGUAUUGAUAACCGAGUGGCGUCUUUUGACGUUAAACUAGCAAAAAUCAACGCAGAACUAUCAACUUAUCAACAAAAAAUUGGUCGCAUGAGAGAUGGGCCUGGAAAAAAUGCUUUACGACAAAAAGCCUUAAAAUUAUUAAAACAAAGAAAACAAAUCGAAGCUCAAAAAGAUGCUCUGGAGACCCAAUCAUGGAAUAUGGAGCAGGCAUCUAUCCAGACAGAUAAUUUGCGAAAUGCUCUUGUUACUGUCGAUGCAAUGAAAUCAGCAAAUAAGGAACUUAAGAAGCAAUACGGGAAAGUUAACAUAGACAAGAUUGAAUCUCUGCAGGAUGAAAUGGCGGAUCUGAUGGAUAUGUCUCAAGAACUCCAGGAUACCAUGUCCCGAAACUAUGCUGUUCCUGAUGAUAUUUCGGAAUCAGAACUAGAUGCCGAGCUUGAAGCUCUUGGAGAAGAAAUGGAGUUUGAAGCAUCACAAAGUGAAGCUACCGGUUUACCAUCUUAUCUAUUGGAUUCUUCUGAUUUACCUAACUUUGUCGACAUGCCUGUGGAUACACCUGCAGAAGCGGAAAAGAAAGAAGCAGAACCUGCUCAAAAGGAAACCGCUUCAUAA
Magnusiomyces paraingens is the source of this 675-nucleotide messenger RNA. RefSeq lists its product as uncharacterized. NCBI's taxonomy places the organism in Eukaryota, Fungi, Ascomycota, Dipodascomycetes, Dipodascales, Dipodascaceae. The record is from RefSeq and is a predicted model, not a curated record. Gene Ontology annotation, biological process: vesicle budding from membrane; late endosome to vacuole transport via multivesicular body sorting pathway. Gene Ontology annotation, cellular component: multivesicular body. The transcript has 2 exons. Bases 1 to 675 code for a protein of 224 amino acids.